This is a messenger RNA of Juglans regia (Persian walnut), 5188 nucleotides long. RefSeq lists its product as uncharacterized. Gene Ontology annotation, biological process: signal transduction; protein phosphorylation. The transcript has 9 exons. Gene Ontology annotation, molecular function: protein binding; ATP binding; protein kinase activity. The record is from RefSeq and is a predicted model, not a curated record. Lineage: Eukaryota; Viridiplantae; Streptophyta; Magnoliopsida; Fagales; Juglandaceae. The coding region runs from base 840 to 4754 and encodes 1304 amino acids. Gene Ontology annotation, cellular component: cytoplasm.
CUUUCUUUUCUCCGCUCCUCGUGUGUCGAUCAGUCGAUGGCGCUUAAUUCUCGGCAAUGUCGCUCUCCGACGACCCAGAGAGAACUUUGUAUAGAACCCACUCCGCUGCCGUAAGCCUCGCCUCUCUUUCUUUUCCUUCCCAUCUCUUUCCUCAGCCCCUAAUCGCUCACAUUCCCGUAUCCCCAUUCGAUCUCACCCCUCUUCAAUCACGAACAGAAGAAAGAAAAAAAGAACCGAUUUCUCCCCAGCUUCAAUGCGAGCUCUGAGUGCUCCAAAAACAGAACUAGAAUAUAGGGUACGCCAAAAAUCAGGAAUUUUCCUGUUUGGAUCUUUGGCGCUGCGCUGGUUGUGACUUGGCCCUGAUUUCUUUCGAACACGAGGAAUUGUUAUUAAUUGGGUAUGGGUUUUACUUCUAUUUUUAUAGAUGAUCCAAGAUUUAUUUCAUCUGUGUAAUUAAAAAGCGGGACAGACAGCCUCGAGGAUAUUGUUGAGUUUUCUGGGGAUUGGGUUUGUGCGGUCGGGUCGCUGACAUACACAUUAUUAUAAAAGAAUAAAGGAAACUCAUGUACAGGAAUUCUUUCAGUAACAAUACUGCCCGCUGCGCUGUUUCAACAAUUUUUUAAUUGGGGCAAUUGAGUUCUUACUUCAAAGACUGAAGUGAAGAAUUUGAUGAUUAGGGAAUGGAAAACGGUAGGCUUGAAUCUGUGAGGAAGUUAGCUGAUAUGGAGGACAAACAGAUCAUCUAUUCUUAAUUUUGUGAUUUGGAGAAGGAAUUAGCUUCUCAAGCAGCUGAGAAACCAUUAAUUUUGCAGCUAAAGUCUUUGAAGUUGCUUGAUGCAAUGGCUGGAGAGGCGCCUGGCCCAUCAGGUCAAUGGAUCCAGAAACAACCAACCUCGGUCAUUCCGAAUGUAGGGAGCAACGUAAAUAAGAACUUCUCUGUUCGGACAGGUGAAGAAUUUUCAAUGGAGUUUCUUCAGGACCGUGUUGCUGCUAGAAGAGUUCCUGAUGUACCUAAUAUGGCUCACAAACGAGAAAAGAAGGUCUUAUUCAAUUAUGAUCAGCAUGGACAUCUGGUGUAUGAGGAUCACACUGGUAUUCUUGGGCUGAACAGAAUGGAUUCUGAGAGUGCCUCUGACAUGUCUGAGUAUGCCUCUGCAAGAGGUUCUGUGAAGGAGCUUGAAAAUGGGGCUUAUGUUCAUAAAUCAAACAACAACCACAAGGAAGAUCGUAAUAGUGGACAGGGGUCAAGGAAGGCUAGCGGUGAAUUGAAUUGUAACGGAACUGGUUUUGGCCCAAUGUCUUCUCCAAUUUAUAAAUCUGACUCCCCUCAUUCCAACAACUUUCCUGGGUCAGGAGCAUCGGAUGGUUCUCAAUCUGGGAAAAUGAAGUUUCUUUGCAGUUUUGGUGGAAAAAUUUUUCCUAGGCCAAGUGAUGGGAAACUUAGAUAUGUUGGUGGUGAGACACAUAUUAUUUCGAUCCGAAAGAAUAUUACACGGGAAGAGCUUGUGAAGAAAACUUUUUGCAUUUGUGGCCAUCCUCACACGAUCAAGUAUCAGCUUCCGGGUGAGGAUCUUGAUGCCCUGAUAUCCGUGUCUUCUGAUGAGGAUCUUCAUAACAUGAUAGAUGAAUAUAAUGGGCUUGAAAGGCAUGAAGGUUCUCAAAGACUCCGUAUUUUUUUGAUACCUUUGGGUGAAUCUGAGGAAACAUCUUCCCUUAAGGGAAAUGCUAUUCAACAGAGCAGUCCUGAUUACCAAUAUGUUGUUGCUGUGAACGGGAUCCUGGAUCCUAGUUCUAGGAAGAACACCUGUGGACAGAGUUCUGCAAGUGACCUUCACUUGAGAACUAAUAUGGACUGCCAUCCCAGUUUUCACAGAAAUUCUCCGACUGCCCCGUUUCACUUGGAGAGAAAGGGUGGUUUUAAUGAUUUGCAUCCUGCUCAGUUUUUUAAUCAACCCCAGAAUAGGAGCAGGUCUCCUGAUAAAUGUCUUCCUUUCUCUUCAAUCCCACUUCAGGGGGAAGAUUCAAGGAGUGCUAAUAAGCAAUUGUGUGUUGAUAACUCAUGCCGGGCUAGUAAUGAGAGCAGCAUUUCCUUUUUCAGUACUCAACAAACACCUGAGUAUUCAAGCACUGACAGUACUGGUUCCAAACACCGUAUAAAAGAGGCAGUACCUUUGAUGAAUCAUCUUCAUCCUUAUAAACAAGUUGAUGACAGUCAGCCCGGUGGAGGAUAUUUUCAUAACCACAACCCCAGAAAAGAAUUUGUGCUUCCAGCUCUUGAUCAAGAUGAGGGUGAAUUUGAUGGGUUCUCCUGUGGGAAACCAAUGCACAAGGAAAGAACAUUCCACUCCGAGAAGCCUAUCUCUCACACAGAAGAUCCAUUGGGUCUAUUUUCAGGAUCCGGUGACUACAUCAAUUCUCAUCGAGGGUUGCCACAUGCAUUUUCUGAUUCAAAGUUGCACGAGAAUGGAGGAAACCCUGCUUUCUGUUCACAAGAAGGAAUGAGCCCAUUGUCCCCCUUGAAAUUUCCAAAGCCUCAAUUAUCUCCACAACUAAACUCAACUGUCUCACGAGACAAACCACUGAAACCACAUGAGCAUGAUGAUCCUGUUUAUCCUCAUGUGCAAUAUAAGUUAGUGGAAACUAUAUCUCAGAGUAGACCAGAUUGGCUGAAUUCUUCCACAUGUCCAGAAAUAUCAGGGAGGAAUGAACCUAACGAUACAGGUACUGGCAGCAUUGAUGACAAAGAACAAACAACUGAAAAAGACUCAAAUAAUUCUGGUUUCUUGAUACCAAAAAAAUUUGAAGAAAACUUUUCAACCUUGGAAAGGUUUGGUAAAACAAAUCCUUUUCUGUGUCAAGGUGGAGAGCUUUAUGAGGAGAGAUCUCUUGCUACUGGAUGGGGAUAUAAGGCAAUAUUGCCGGAUAUGAACUCCAACCUAUCUCCUUUUGGCAUUGAUACUUCUAUGCAAGUGUUACAAGCUUCAGGUCAAGUGCUUCCUGCAUCCUCAGCCAUUAAUUUUAAGCCUUUUGUAGAUAACCCGAUGGAGCACCCCAAAAACCACCGACUGGAAAAAAUUCCUCCUGAGAGCCAAAGAACUGCCAAUGAUGAGGAUUGUGCUUCGACUAUAACAGUAAGUGGUGUAGAAGGAAAAGGGAUUUCAGAGAUUGGGAAUUAUGAAGUUGCAGGCUUAUAUCCAAGUGUCAGACAGCAGUAUCACAACGCAGAUUCUUCAACUGAUCUUAUGACUGGGUCAUCCUGUGGGCUAGCUUCCCUUGAACCUCCAUUGCUAAAACCUGUUACAAGUCACAAAGAUAUGGGUAUCCAAGAGCCCAUUCAAAGGAACUCUGUGGAUUUGUGCCCAUCUACAGCUCAUGCUAAUUCUGGUUUGAGCUCAAAUUUGAAUAAGCAUGACUACACAAUGACUCAGAAUCGAAACAAAGAUGCUUUGUUUCAGGCAGAGUUCUUUCUCCGAGAUGAAAACUUAGUUAAUUACCCCGAUCAGAAGGUUGAGAGUGUGGGCUUUGCUGGGCCUGUUAAUGAGAAGUCAAAUGCCAAAGAUCGAUCAUUGGCAGAAACUAAACCUCCAAGUAGAACUCAUGAUAAAAAUCUGCAGGAGCCUGUUAUUAUUGUGGAAGAUGUGCUCGAGACUAAUCAUGCUGGCAUAGAGUCUUCAUCUGGAGCUGCCUCAUGCAUACUGGAUGAAACCAGCGACGAUAUUAUCAAUAUUUUAUCUCCUACAGGAACAGAGGAAGAAGGAAGCAUAGUUCUAGAGUUUGAGGAUGCUGUGGCUGAUGAUGAGGACAAGACUGAAUCAAUUAGCGAUGCAAUGAUAGCUGAAAUGGAAGCCAGCAUAUAUGGCUUGCAGAUUAUAAAGAAUGCUGAUCUUGAAGAAUUGCGGGAAUUAGGAUCUGGUACUUAUGGGACCGUAUAUCAUGGAAAAUGGCGAGGAACAGAUGUUGCCAUAAAGAGAAUAAAAAAGAGUUGCUUUUCAGGGAGAUCAUCGGAACAAGAACGGUUGACCAGAGACUUCUGGAGAGAGGCUCAGAUUCUGUCAAAUCUUCACCAUCCAAAUGUGGUCGCAUUUUAUGGCGUCGUCCCAGAUGGAACUGGAGGAACCUUGGCAACUGUAACCGAGUUUAUGGUGAAUGGGUCACUUAGGCAUGUCCUACUUAAGAAGGAUAGAGCACUUGACCGUCGUAAAAAGCUUAUAAUUGCCAUGGAUGCAGCUUUUGGCAUGGAAUACUUGCAUUCAAAAAAUAUUGUUCAUUUUGACUUGAAAUGUGACAAUUUGCUUGUCAACCUGAGGGAUCCACAACGACCCAUCUGCAAGGUUGGAGAUUUUGGAUUAUCAAGAAUUAAACGUAAUACUCUGGUGUCUGGUGGUGUGCGAGGAACACUUCCAUGGAUGGCACCAGAAUUGCUAAAUGGUAGCAGUAGUCGGGUCUCUGAGAAGGUGGAUGUUUUCUCAUUUGGCAUCUCAAUGUGGGAGAUCUUGACUGGGGAGGAACCUUAUGAAAAUAUGCAUUGUGGUGCAAUUAUUGGGGGAAUUGUGAAGAACACUCUACGACCUCCUAUUCCUGAACAUUGUGAUCCUCAGUGGAGGAAGCUGAUGGAAGAUUGUUGGUCCCCAAAUCCUGAAACCCGGCCAUCAUUUACUGAGAUAACCAACCGAUUGCGAUCCAUGGCUAUAGUGCUUCAGUCAAAGGGAUCUAAUAAUCUGGUGAUAAGGCAAGGGAAACCAAACAUUUCGUGAUGAAUGAAUACAUAUGCGCCUAUUCUCUUCUUCAGGUACCAGGAUUGUCUAGUAUCUUCAAGAGAAAGCCCUUGGGGUUGAGGAUCAAGGCUUCAAGGAUGAGCAUGAGUACAAUUCGAUGACCUUUUGUCAAUAAAGACAUCUCCAUUUGUUUAUUCUUUUGUAACAAAAAUUACUUUGGGUAGUAAAUGAAAAAGAGUGCAUAGGCUGUUCUCUGCUUAGUUUACUGCGUUUUUGUUCCAAAAAACAUGAGUUCAUUUGUACAUACGCACUCAAAAGGCAUAGAGUCGUGCAUUGGGUUAUCUCCUUCAUGUCCGGAUUACGAGUCUUGCCUUUUUCUUUCCCUCUUCAUUUUGAGAGGUCGCCAUGUAAUAUUGAUAUUAUUGUCAUAUAUAACAGUUGAGGCCAAAAUAUAUUAUGAUCCUUUCUUUUCC